AUGAGGGCUAAAGUCUCAGACAUGCACAGUAAGGACUGUGUCAAAGUGGCUGUCAGAGUCCGACCGUUCAACAAGAGAGAGAGGGAUGCGGGCAGUCGCUGUAUCAUAUCCAUGGUUUCGAGCUCCAUCACCAUCCAGGAUCCACGGGAUUCCCAGAACCGACGGUCUUUCUGUUUCGAUUAUGCCUAUUGGUCCCACAGCGGUUUCACAAGAGACCACAGGGGUAUCUAUGUGCCUGAAGAGCCAGGAGGGAGAUACGCUGACCAGGACAGCGUGUUCCAAGAUUUGGGAGAAGGAAUAUUGGAAAAUGCGCUGCAGGGUUAUAAUGCCACAUUGUUAGCCUACGGUCAGACCGGCUCAGGGAAGAGUUACUCGAUGAUGGGUUAUGGGCCUAACAAAGGCCUGAUUCCUAAACUCUGCGACCGGUUGUUUCAAGCCAUCAAAGAAAACCAGGAGAACAGACAAUGUCAGGUCUUUUUCAGUAUGUUGGAAAUCUAUAAUGAGCAGGUGGUUGACUUGCUGUCUCGGGCGUCUCGGACUCCGGGCGGGCUCAGAGUCAGAGAGGAGCAGCAACGAGGUUUCUAUGUGGAGGGUCUCCGCACAGUCCCCUGCGAGACUGCAGCUCAGGUGGAGCAGUUGAUGGAGCAGGGGACGAGGACUCGAACCACUGCCGCCACCCACAUGAACGCCAACAGCAGUCGAUCGCACAUGCUCAUUAUCCUCCAGCUCAAACAGAUCUUCUCUAAAGAGAGCAUCACGAAGCAGUCCAACAUAAACCUGGUGGACCUGGCUGGCAGUGAGCGUCAGCGUUCAUCGGGGUCAGAAGCUGAUAGGCUCAAAGAGGGCACGGCCAUCAACCUGAGCCUCACCACCCUGGGCAAUGUCAUCAGCUCCCUGGCUGAUGUUGCGGUGGGGAAGAAGGUUGUCCAUAUUCCUUACAGAGACUCGGCCCUCACAAAGUUGCUGCAGUCUGCACUGGGAGGCAACAGUCGCACUGUUAUGAUUGCCACAUUGAGCCCUGCUGAUAUCUGCUAUGAGGAGUCUCUCUCCACGCUGCGCUAUGCUGAGAGGGCAAAGCGUAUCCAGAACCGUGCAGUGGUGAACGAGAGCCCCACCGAGCGUCUCGUUAAAGAACUAAAGGCAGAGAACGCCAGACUGUUGCAGCGUCUGAGCCGUCUGGGCCAGGAGGGACGCAGGGCGAAUGACGAGACCAAGGAGCUCCGUCAGCUGCUGACCCACAAUGAGCUUCAGAUCAGAGCCAUUCAGACUCUAUGGGAGCAGCAUGUGCAGGAGGCCCUGAAAGACUGGGAGCAACAGUAUGCUAACAUCACACAGGAGAGGAGGAUGAUGCAGAUGCAUCCCUACAUCCUGAACAUCAACGAGGAUGCUCAGCUGUCAGGGGUGGUGAAGCUUUUCAUCCAGGAGGGGGAAUGGGACAUCGGACUGUGUGACUCCUCCCCACGGUCCAUUUGUAUCAAGGGUCUAGGGAUCCAGGAACGUCAUGCUGUGUUCAGGAAUGAACAGCGCAGGGUAACGCUGACCCCGAUGACAGGAACAAAGGUUAUUGUAAAUGGCAAUCCUGUUUCCCAGGCAACAGAGCUGCAGCACCUGGAUCGCCUCAUUCUGGGUUCCAACUGCACCUACCUGUUCAUUGGUUAUCCAUCAGAGAGAUGCGGGGAUGACUGGAGUCGCUAUGAUUACGAUUACUUCCAGUCUGAACUGGCUGCAGCUGAGGGCAUCCACCUGGGUGAGUCCAGUGCUGGAUCGAGUCAGACAGACCCCAGUCUGCUAGCUGUCUUCUUUGAUUACAUCAAAUUGAUGCCCAUGGUGGCUGAGGCCAACCAGAUGAGCCAGGAAUUGAGCAAGGAUGUGGAGUUCAAGCUGGAGAUUAAAAAUCUGGCACUGUCAGAUUCAAAAGGCCACGAUCUAGAGAAAGACAUCGUUGUCAGAGUCACCUCCAAGGGAACCAAGCAGGUCUGGAUGUGGUCCAAAGCCAAGUUUAUUAACCGCAAGUUUCUGAUGGAAGAGGUUUACCAGCAGCAUUUGGCAGAGCAGAGCGGAGACAAUGAAGUAGCCGGGCUGUCAACAGUAACAUUACCCAGAGAUAAAGACCCAUUCUGGGAUCCAAUUGAGCCUCUUCUCCUGGGCACUGCCCACCUUUGGCUCCAAUCGUUGGCCUUCCGCAUCCCUCUGGAAGAGCAGCUAGAGGUGUUGGGGUCAGAGGGCACAGAGGAAGGCAUUCUACAAACACAGCUGGUCCCCUGCUCUUCAACUGGACUCCCUCUGGGUGAGGAUGACAUCCUGAUUGACCCAUCAGAGAUACUGGGUAGACGACUAGACUUCCAGCUGGUCCUGGAUCAGUGUUGUGGCUUACGCUGGAUCAGAGAGGCCCGCAAUCGAGGUGUUCAAAUUGGUUUCAGGUUAUUUGACUGCAGCCAGCCUCUGUACACUCCAGCUGUUUGGCACAACGUGAAUCCUCUGCUGGAUCACAGAGUCCACUUUGCCUCCCUCCACACCUCCCAGCGUCUGCUAGACUUCCUGCAGAGCAGCGCUGUGGUGCUGGAGCUCUGGGGCCUUCAAGAGGGCUGCACUCAGUUGAAGUCUUCACUGGAAGGUGUGCGGAUGACUGCAGAUGGCAUCUUCAUCAUUGAUGAGUCGAGUCCAACAGAAAACACACCUGUAGACCCCUCAGACCUCAGUUGUUCAGUAAGAGCUCUUCAGCAGGACUUAGAUGAACUAAAGAGUGUUAAUGAAUCACUGAGGAAAGAGAAUCACAAUCUGAGGGAACAACUCAACACAGCCAGGAAUGGUGGCGAGGGUGCGCGUAGUCGCUCGGUGCGUCCCAGCUGUGAUGCAGAGUUUGCCCGCGCUCUGAAGGUUUUCUAUCACAGCAUGACUUCAGUAAGAGGUCAGCUGCAGCGCCUGCGCAGACACAGGCCCAGCGAGGAGUCAGACCUGCUGGGGCUCAGACUGUUUGUGGAUGAGCAGAGUCAUUUGCUGAGAGACUUCUCGGAGCAGCUGGAACAGAACGUCUCUACGCUCAAACAAGAUGUGGCCGCCAUCGUCCGCCGGAAACGAGAACGAUCAGGAAUCUGGUCUUGACCAGGGUUUUUAUUUUUUAGGAAAGUAUACAUUUAUGUUGACACUUUAAUUUCGCAACUCUGCAGAUAUUCCGGUUGAGGGUAUGAAAUGAGCAGAACCAGGUUCUUACAAACUAAAUUCUUUGUUUGGGUAAAUAAACAUGACGGGGAUCUGUUAUGAUGUUCCUCAUUUUCUGUCAUAUACACUUUUCAAAUGGUACAUGCUUGUGUUAAAGCUGGAAAAGCCAUUGAGAUAAUGAGGUACCUGAGAGCCAAAAGCCUUUCUACUCUUAGCUCUGAAGGAUGUCACCGAGAGCAGAUAUCCCGAAUAUCUAAUAUCUGAGGCACAGCAGCUCCACUCACUUGUUUUAACAGUCAAAUUGACUGAGGGGCUACAAACGCUCAGUGAAAUCAAAAGGGGCUGUUUUGAAAUAGAAAUCAUGAAAAGCUACUCUAAUGGAGUUUAAGAAUGAGAGCAUGGGGUUAGAAAUGAGGCCUAACAGAUUAGAAUUAGUUCCCAUUAAUGAACACUACAUGCACAGUGGACCAUGUUCAACACAGUUUAUACAUAAAAGUAUUCACCAUAUUUUCUGUAAUACUUCCUUCUUACUUUUUGUCUGUAAAAUGAAGUUUAUUCCGGUGGAUUAUUCUUUUAGUAC
Messenger RNA from Maylandia zebra (zebra mbuna), 3739 nucleotides. The record is from RefSeq and is a predicted model, not a curated record. NCBI's taxonomy places the organism in Eukaryota, Metazoa, Chordata, Actinopteri, Cichliformes, Cichlidae.